Messenger RNA from Notodromas monacha, 2802 nucleotides. NCBI's taxonomy places the organism in Eukaryota, Metazoa, Arthropoda, Ostracoda, Podocopida, Cyprididae. The record is from the annotation of a GenBank genome assembly.
AUUUUGCAGGCCUGUACCGAAGCUUGCCUGAAUUUUGGUUGCUCCUAUUUUACCUCUCGCGCGCUUUCAUCGGUAGAAAAGCUAUUGCGGUUCAAAGUUAAAAGAAUUUCUCCAUGUGUUCCUCUGUGGAUCCAACUUUACCGCGGUAUUUUUGGCCGCGUGCGAGCUUCUUCGAAACUUGGUGACGUCCACUACCAGUCCCGAAGUCCUGCUGAUGGAACGCGUGAAUACCGCUAACGUCAAUUCCUCGCAUUCUGUUUCCUAUGAAGGAAUGUUCACGGAAUUUCCUGCAUCAAGUUCGCCUACUUGCCCGGACUCAACUUCAGAUAUUUCUUUUUCUGACGUUAUUUACUCUGGUAUGUCUGGUGUUACUCAAAUUCCGCUUCCGGAAAUAGACACCCUUCUUCCGCACGGUUCAUCCAGCGUUUCAAGUGCGGAUCACUUAGAUACGGACUCUUGGGAUAUGAAGCUGGAAUCCGAAGCAUUUUUGAAUCUUGUCGAUGGGAGUUGCAGUCUUCCUUCUGCAGAAUACGAUACUCUUUUAGAACCCGGUCCGUCUUCCAGUUAUUCGAGCUCGUUUGUUGUGACUUACUCUACAGCGACCGAAGAUUGCGUUGAAAACUUAUAUGAAUUCUCAGACACACCGGCAACCUAUCCGAAGACUAUAGCCUUGGAUUGCGAUGUAAUCGGUGUUACUCGCGUCAUUAGCGAUAAAGGAUAUCCGUCCUUCGUUAGUUCAACCGAACUGUCAGAAGUCGUCUCGUCGACGCGCUCGAAAGAAAGGCCGGGAAAGGAAUGCACGAUAUGCGGAAGAAGUUUUUCAAGGCUUGAUAGACACGUCAAAGCGGUUCAUGGGGAUAAGAAAACCGUUUGCCAUUGUGAUGAUAAACCCAAGCCGGUUUCGGUUCGCACGUGUAGAUUUUGCGGGGAAACUUUCAACAAGUAUUCCAUCCUUCGCUCACAUAUUCGAAUGCAGCAUCCAACUUUUGCAUCAUCUCUCGCUCCGUCAUCCAACAUUCCGCCUUGCAAAUAUUGCGGAAGGAAGUUCAGUUCUGAGCAGAAACUCAGGGACCACACAACAGCACACAGCGGCAAGUAUAGAUAUCAGUGCGAUAUGUGCGACAAAGGAUUUGCUGUGGUUACGGAUCUUCAGCGCCAUCGUAGAACUCACACCGCCGCGGAAAUGUGGUCUUGGUCGGUACGAAAUAUUAUUCUGUCCAGUGUCAACGUGCAAAAAAGAUUUUAUGUGAAUCGAAAUAUUUUGAGCCUGAAGGAACGUGAAAUAUGGUCCGACCUUUUUCCUCGCGAAGACGUUAAUGGGCUUGCUGAUCUUCUGAUCGGAAAACCUCAGACCAUAUACGCUGGUUUUGAUCCUACCUCGGCAUCUUUACACGUUGGUCAUCUAGCAGUUAUAUCAGCGUUGCUACAGUGUCAACGAAGUGGUCAUCGCGUGGUGGCUGUCGUUGGUGAAGCCACUGCAGUGGUCGGUGACCCCACAGGGAAGAAAAGUGAUCGCCCUGAGCUUGUUGCCGAAGAUGCAGCGAAGAAUUCAUCUGCGAUUGAGAAGCAGCUCAAUAAGAUCUUCAGAAAUCACGAGGAACAUUUUUGGCCAGAUGACUUCAAGAAACGUUUCCCGCUCACGCCUGCCCUCAUCUUGAAUAAUCUGGAAUGGCACAGAAGUUUAAGCGUGCCCAGGUUUCUUCACGAUGUCGGCCGGAAACUGCGAAUGAACGAACUCCUCUCCCGAGAAGCAAUAAAAUCCCGCGUUGCCGAGGGCAGCUCAGGGAUGUCACUGCUCGAAUUCGCUUAUCAAGCUGUACAAGCCUAUGAUUGGCUUCACAUGUAUCGGAAGUACGGAUGUUCCGUGCAAAUUGGUGGUCAUGAUCAGAUGGGUAACUUGGUCACCGGAAGAGAUUUGGUUUCUCGAAGUGAAAACGAUCCUCGGGUUUAUGGUCUCACUGUCCCUCUGAUUACCUCGGAAAAAGGGGACAAGUACGGAAAAACCGCAGGGAACGCUGUGUGGCUUGACCCAAAUCUUACCUCUACUUUUGAACUUUAUCAGUUCCUACUGAGAACUCCGGACGCCGACGUGGUUCGACUUGUGAAGACUCUUUGUUUAGAUCCUUUGCCAGACUUGGAAAAUGGGGUACUAGAACAGCAUCGCGCAGAUCCUGGUAAACUCUGCGCUCACAAGAAACUUGCCGAUAGUGUUAUAACCCUUAUACACGGUCCGACUGGACUGGAAUCUGCAAAACGAACGACUGAAGCGUUUUAUUCCAAUUCGCCAGCAGCCCUAUGUGAACUGUCUGCCGAAGAGCUGCGUAGCGCGAUGUGCGGCUCAUCCGCCAUAUCUCUGAUGCUUCACCCGGAAACGACUGUGCUGGAUUUGGCCUUGCGUGCAAAAUGCUUUCUGCACGAAGUAGAUGCACGUAGAGUCAUUAUGGGGGGUGGAUUCAGGCUAAACCACCGGAAAGUCCUUUUUCCUGAUGCCAUCUUAAUUCCCGGCGAGCAUAUUUUGCCGAAUGGUUUGACAUUAGCGCGAGUCGGGAAACGCAAUCACGUGUUGAUUCAUUGGCUUGGCUAAAAUUUACGGAAGUGGGUCAGACUAACGAAAGUUCAUGAUUUGCGUAUCGUGAGUAUUCAUUCUUGAGCAUGCAUCGAAGUGCAAUUUUUUUCGAUGAUUCAAAGUCUUAUUCAAGAUUCGUCUCAAUUUCGAGUUCGAUCUACCGAGAGGAUAAUUUUCUCUAGACAUUUUCCAUUUCAUGGUAAACUAUACCUGAAAUAAGCUUAUGGUAUUGCUAA